AUGGAGGCCAAGUUUGAUGGGAAAUUGCAUCACUUCUUUGGUCCUGUGGUGUCUGAUUUGGGGAAAAGGAGCCUUGAAUGGGAUUUAAAUGAGUGGAGAUGGGAUGGUGAUUUGUUUUUGGCUGCACCUCUUAAUUCUGUGCCGUUGGAUUGUAAGAGCAGGAAGCUCUUUCCCGUAGGAUCGAACAACGGGGCAGCGGCUUCAAUCUGUUACCCGCCAUGCCUGGAAGAACUGAUGCCGGGCCCUGAGCGGGAGGAUAGGGAUUCAGAGAAAAAGAAGAGGAUUUUCGAUUUCGAAAAUGAAGAGGCCGGUGGAUCCCUUAAUCUGAAGCUUGGGGGACAAGUUUGUCCAGUCAUGGAAAGGGAGCUUCCAGACGAUGCCGCGGGUAAGAGCAGUAAAAAGCCGAAAGUUGUGGGCCCCCAGUCGAGUCGUGCCGUUUGUCAAGUUGAGGACUGCAAAGCAGAUUUGAGCAGUGCAAAGGAUUAUCACCGGCGGCAUAAAGUGUGUGAUGUACAUUCUAAGGCUACUUGUGCUUUAGUAGGCAAUGUUAUGCAGAGGUUUUGCCAGCAGUGUAGCAGGUUUCAUGUUCUAAAAGAGUUUGAUGAAGGCAAGAGGAGUUGCCGUAGGCGUCUAGCGGGACAUAACAAAAGGCGGAGGAAAACGCACCCUGAGAAUGUAGUGAAUGCAGCCACCAACAAUGACGAGCGGGCCAAUAGCUCUGAUCAAUCAAAAGAUCAGGAUCUGCUCUCUCAUCUUUUAAGUAACCUUGCGAAUCUUGCUGGUGCAACUAACGGUAGUAAUAAUGCUGGAUUCCCUGUAUCUCAGGACUUGCAAAACAUGGGAACUCAUCCGGCGCUUGGUCCAAAGGAUCUUAGUACGCCUACUGGGACUGUUGUGUCGAUACCCGCUUCUGAUUCGAAACAAAAAGGACUUCCAACAGAUGUAUCCAUUUCACUAUCUGCUUCAGUAGGAAGGACGAAACUGAAUAACAUCGACUUGAAUGAUACAUAUGAUGAUUCUCAAGACUGCACAGAAGAGCUUACAAAUGGCUAUGCACCAGAAAAAGUGGUUAACAUGCCUUGUACGGGCCCGCUAUGGUUGUAUAUGGAUUCUCAAAAAUCGAGUCCACCGCAGAUCAGUAGGAAUUCGGGUUCCACUUUUAGCCAGUCACCUUCUACAUCCAGUGGAGAGACACAGGUCCCAACUUAUCUUUUAUGGGUUUUUAGAGAAAAGAAUAAGAAAGUCAAAGUUAUUCUUGAUUGGCUGUCCAAUAGUCCUACUGAUGUAGAAAGCUACAUUCGUCCUGGUUGCAUUAUACUGACUAUAUAUAUACACAUGGAUAAAUCCAGCUGGGACGAGCUUUAUUGUGAUUUAGCAUCCAGUUUGAGGCGGCUUCUCAACUCAUCUACCGAUCCAUUCUGGAAAACGGGGUGGAUGUAUACUCGAGUGCAACAUCGUGCCACAUUUCUGUAUAAUGGCCAGCUUGUACUAGACACACCCUUACCUGUAAAAUACAAUCGAAACUGCAGAAUAUCAAGUAUAAAGCCAAUUGCUGUUACAGUUUCCGAGUCUGCUCAGUUUUUGGUCAAAGGAUUCUAUUUAUCUCGUUCUACCUUGAGGUUUCUGUGCACAUUGGAAGGAAAUUAUCUAGUUGAGGAAAAUUUUGCGGAUACAACUAGGGAAGCAGAUUCUUUCGAGGAGCAUGACGGGAUGCAGUCCUUUAGCUUCUCUUGCGUUAUACCAGAUAUAAUCGGAAGAGGAUUUAUUGAGGUCGAAGACCAUGGUCUGAACAGCAGCUUCUUCCCAUUCAUCGUGGCUGAAAAGGACGUGUGCUCUGAAAUUUGUAGCCUGGAAUCAAUAUUUGAGGGUGAUGAUGAUACUGAGGAAUCAGAUAUUAGAAAUCAAGCUUUGGAGUUUAUACACGAAAUGGGUUGGCUUCUCCACAGAAACCGACUAAAGUAUCGGCUAUCAGGUCAAAGCAUUGGUGGUAGUGACCUGAUGAAAUCGUUCUCAUUUGGACGCUUCAGAUGGUUGGUCGAGUUCUCAGUCGAUCAUGACUGGUGUGCAGUGGUCAGAAAGCUCUUGAAUAUUCUGUUUGAUGGCACGGUGGAUUUGGGACAAAAGGAUUCGAAUAAUUUAGAAAAGCUGCUGGAGAUCGGCCUUCUCCACCGGGCCGUGAGGAGAAAAUGCAGAUCCAUGGUGAAAUUUCUUUUGAGUUACCGCCCGAGUGAAGUUUCGGGCGAAACGGGAUCCUUACAGAAGCUAGCGGACGAGAGCCACCACUAUUUGUUCAGGACUGAUGCAGCUGGACCCGGUGGAUUGACUCCUCUUCAUAUAGCCGCCUGUCUUGAUAGCUGCGAGAGUGUGGUGGAUGCAUUGACUGAAGAUCUUGGACACGUGGGAAUUAAAGCAUGGAAAACUACUAGAGACAGCAGUGGACUAACGCCUCACGACUACGCACGCUUGCGUGGCCAUCACUCGUACAAUAAACUCGUUGACAUGAAACUCAACAACAAAUCGGAAAAGGAACAUGUCAUUUUAGACAUAUUCGAUAUAGGCAGCAUCACAACCCAGAAAACCGAGAAGGCAAGUAAUUUCGGUGCAGCCUUCGAAUGCGAGAACAAGAUGGCGACGAGUUGGCACAAUAAAGAGUGUGGGCCAUGCAGGGCCAAGAGGCUGUGGUUUAGCCACGGCAAGUGCUCAAUAGCAUCAUCACCGUCCUCGGUUAGGCUAUACCGGCCGGCAAUGGUGUCGAUGGUGGCCAUUGCUGCGGUUUGCGUGUGCACAGCUUUGCUUUUCAAGAGCUCGCCUCACGUGUUCUGUGUGCUCCUCCCCUUCCGGUGGGAGCUACUCAAGUACGGGUCCCAGUAG
Molecule: messenger RNA, 2871 nt
Organism: Striga hermonthica
Lineage: Eukaryota; Viridiplantae; Streptophyta; Magnoliopsida; Lamiales; Orobanchaceae
Source: the annotation of a GenBank genome assembly